UUUAUUUCAAGAGCACAACGGAACGGAACGAAACGAAACGAGAUUCAUCUCUCACAAUACUUGCGCGCCAAGAAACCUACUGCUCUCCCGCUCUCUGUUCCUGAUUCUUGAAAUUUUCUCCGAUUCCGAUCAACGAUUCUGCCGAAUUUUCAAGAAUGGGCAGAGGAAAAUUGAGCCUGAAGCUGAUUUCGUCUCACAAAUCUCGCACUGCAACAUUCCGCAAGAGAACCAAGAGUUUGAUGAAGAAAGCCUUCGAGCUAUCCACGCUCUGCGAUGUCCGGACCUGCGUUUUGAUCCAUGGCCCUGCUCCUCCACAAGAUGGUGAUCGCUCGGUAGUGGAAUCCCACACUUGGCCUCCCAAUCGCGAAGAAAUCGAAGGUAUUAUCCGGGCCUAUAAGACUAAUUAUUUGCGGAAACCAUCGAUGAAGUCUUUUGGUUUGUAUGAUUUUUUCUCGGGUCGUAUGAAGAAAAUCGAAAAAGAGAGGGCUAAAUUUAGUGAAGAAAUCAAGUAUGCGGGGUGGGACGAGCGGCUUAAUUGUUUAUCCGAACAGCAGCUGCGGUUGUUUAUGGAUAAUUUGGGUUCGAAGAUUGAAGCUGCAGAGGGAAUGAUUGGUUUUAUGGAAGGAGUCUCGGCAAUUGAUUCCGCUGGUGUGUCAACCGAGCUUUUUGAGGAGAAAACCCCGACUUCUGAAGAUUCUGUCAUUGUUGACCCUCAACGGUUGCCUCGUUAUGAGUUUCAAGCCGAGGAAGCCGACUACGAUCACUUAAUAGGCGAUGGAGCAUUGGCAACUGAUUUAAUUGGCGGAUUAACCGAGAAUCAAACUCCGAAUUCUGAAAAUUCAACCUUUGAGGGAGCAUCCGCAAUUGAUUUUGCUGGCAGAUCAACCGAAAAUCAAACUCCGAAUUCUGAAAAUUCAACAAUUGAUUCUCAAUGGUUCCCUUUCCAUGAUGGGUUACAAACCGAGGAAGCUCUUUUGAUGAUUCCUGAUCAUGAUUUCAACUUACUGUUCGACCCAAAUAGAGUURAGUACACUUGUGAAGAUCUCCUCUCGAACAACGACAUGCGUCUCCAAUCAGUUUUGCCACUAUCAUAUUUGCCAUGUGGCUCAGAUUAUUCUCAAAUGAUGAACAAUGCUUCCAAUCAAGUACAAGAUUAUCCGGUUGAUUAUAGUGAUUUUGAGUAUCGGAUGAUGACUAGUAACUUUUAGUUUUCCUUUUGAUUUCCACUGCUUACUAAUUGAUUUUUUGUAGUUAGUAAUUUUUUGCUAACAAAUUUAGGACAUGAGACUAU
Momordica charantia (bitter melon) is the source of this 1291-nucleotide messenger RNA. RefSeq lists its product as uncharacterized. Gene Ontology annotation, molecular function: DNA-binding transcription factor activity, RNA polymerase II-specific; protein dimerization activity; cis-regulatory region sequence-specific DNA binding. The record is from RefSeq and is a predicted model, not a curated record. NCBI's taxonomy places the organism in Eukaryota, Viridiplantae, Streptophyta, Magnoliopsida, Cucurbitales, Cucurbitaceae. Gene Ontology annotation, biological process: positive regulation of transcription by RNA polymerase II.